GUUAAAGAAAAUGAUAAAAAAUUCCAAAGUGGAACAUUCGAUAAUGGGUUCCGAAGUUAUCAGUUGGGUAAAACUUCGUGGGACACCCUGUAUAUACUCAUAGAUCACUUGGAUACAAAAAGGCGUUCUUUGUGGAACCGAAUGUCUCCGAGGAAAUAGCUCCGGAGCUUGUGACUCUUAACAACAGAGCAGUGUUCCAACAAACAUGUUUUCGAAUGCGUUCCCACAUGUGUCACAUUUGUCAACAGUCAAUUUCCGUUUUUGGCGUUUUGCGUUUUUUAUUCGUUUUUCGUUUUCGUCCUGGGAUUGUUGUUGUUGUGCUUUUAAGUUAAAUUUUUUCAUCAUGGAAAACUUGGACGAAAACGAUUUUAUAGAAGUCGGAAAUGAGUAUAGCGGCAUAAACAAUCAUUUAUCCUUAAGGGAAAGCGCCGAGGCCACUGCUAGACGUCGCAGCUCAAAUAGGUCGAUAAAACGUAAAAAAUUCGACGAUGAGCUUGUCGAGUACAGUCUCGGAAUGCCAGGCCUGUCAUACAUAAAGAGUGGACGAACCACUGGCAGAACCCAGUCGUUCUCUACAGAAUUGGCUCCUAUAAGUACACCUUCCAUUUCGAUUCCUGCUCCUAUACCUGUAGCACUAGCUGGCCCGUCUACUUCUACUCAGCCACCGCCACUUGUCGAAAUGAAACCAAAAACUACUCAAAGAUCAAUCCCGAGCUCCUCCAAGAGUAAGAAAAAAAGUACCCCCAAAAGUCACUUGACCACCAAAGAUUUGGGCCGUUGGAAGCCAGUAGACGAUUUAGCUCUCAUCAUCGGCAUUGAGCAAACCAAUGACAUAGACAUCAUUCAUUUGGGCACCAAGUUUUCUUGUAAAUUCACUAAAGAGGAAAUCUCGUCGCGUUGGUAUGCGCUGUUGUAUGAUCAUGCAGUGUCCAGGGUGGCUGUUCAGGCUAUAAGGAAUCUACAUCCAGAGAUGAUUGCUGCUGUUCAAAGUAAAGCUUUGUGGAGCGAGGAAGAGGAAAAGAUAUUGGGGACCAUUAAAUCGAAUUCCAAUCCUACUUUGGAAACCUUCACCGAUCUAUUAACUCGACACCCAGUAGAAUUUUACAGAGGAAGGACACCAAACUCACUAUAUCACCACUGGCAAUCUUUACACAUGUAUUAUUUAUUGCCCGAUCAAAUAGAUCAAGCCACGGCACCAGGCCUACAAACAAUGAAAUUCGAAGAAGCAGAAGCUCUAAUUCAGGAUUCCGAUUUGCAAGAUCCUCCUGACGAGGCUGUGCAAAGAGAAUUGAAACUACAACAGAGACGGAAUCUGAAAGAAAUUCGUCAACUAGAAAACGAGGUUGGAAGAUGGAACGUGUUGGUGCAUACCGUCACUGGGCAUUGUCCUGGUGAAUUUGAACAACAAACUUUGGCAGUUUUGAGUGGUCGCAUGGUGCGGUUUCUGAUGAGAUCCAGGGAAGUUACUAUUGGACGCUGCGGUAAAACCUCCAAGGUCGAUAUCGAUUUGGCCUUGGAGGGUCCAGCCAAUAAGGUGUCUAGAAGACAAGCGAUAUUGAAACUGACGGACACAGGAGAGUUUUAUUUGUAUUCUGAAGGGCAGCGGCCAGUUUUUGUCAAUGGUAAACCUGUUGAGGCAGGACACAAAGAGCGGCUCUACCAUAAUACUGUAGUGGAGUUUCAUACUUUGAAGUUUAUUUUUUUGAUUAAUCAAGAUUUGAUUCGAACCAUACAUACCUAAUUAUAAUGUGUUAAAUAUAAUUCAACUACUUGGAAGAAUAUUUUAUUUAUGUACCUACUGUAAUAUUUGUAAUAAAAAAUAAUUAUUUGUGUUUUUUUUUUUUAAUAAACAAUUUUUUUAAAUUCUUCGUAU
Messenger RNA from Ceutorhynchus assimilis (cabbage seed weevil), 1873 nucleotides. NCBI's taxonomy places the organism in Eukaryota, Metazoa, Arthropoda, Insecta, Coleoptera, Curculionidae. The record is from the annotation of a GenBank genome assembly.